AGUGAUUUUUUUUAAUCAGUCAGAGAAGUGGUGUGUUUUGCUGUUAUAUGGUUGACUCGUGUCGAAAUGAUUUGGAUAGAAUCAGUACUAAUGUCCGGGGGAUUAUUUUAAUCGCUUGUGUUAAAUGUGUUAUCAGUGUUCGGGCUAAUGCUGCUCGUCCAGUGUUUUUUUGGAGCUAGUCAGCUAGCAUCUGUGGGCUAAUGACAGCUACAGUGUAGCGUCUUAUAGCAAUAGCUCGCUAACGCUAAAUUUCUCACAAACACAACCACGGUAAUAUAUAAUCAGUUUAGAGGGUGAGUGAAAACAAUUUUUUAGCCCUCGUUGCACGAUCAUUUUCGAUGCAUGUUUUAGAAAGGUAACACAUUUCUUUUAUACUUGAUAAAAACAUACAUAUUUCAAAAACAAGAUGUCAGUGGAGCUUGACGUAUUUGUGGGAAACACUACCAUCAUGGACAAGGAGGUGUACCAGUUAUGGCUGAAUGGAUACACAGUGAACGAUGCAGUAAAGGUGAGGAUAGAAGGAGGCGUGAUGGAAGAAUGUGAGGCCAGUGCUGACGUCCUCCUGAGUGACACCAUGGACCAGUUCCGUACCUUCCAGAUGUGCGAGAGGCUUCUGCAAAAUCCAGCUAAACUAGCUAACCAGCUUCUUUUCCAGAUCCCUCCAGAUCGACAAGCCAUGCUGAUUGAAAGGUACUAUGCGUUCGAUGACACCUUUGCUCGUGAGGUCCUUGGAAAGAAACUCUCCAAAGGGACAAAAAAAGACCUUGAUGAUGUUAGUGCAAAAACUGGCAUUUUGCUGAAGAGCUGCAGGAGACAGUUUGACAACUUUAAGCGAGUGUUUAAAGUUGUGGAAGAACUUAAAGGCCCCCUGGUGGAAAAUAUAAGGCAGCACUUCCUGCUGCCCGACCAGCUGGCGAGGGAUUAUGCGGCCAUUGUCUUCUUUGCCAAUAAUCGUUUUGAAACAGGAAAGAAGAAGCUUCAGUAUCUCACUUUUCAGGACUUUGCCUUUUGUGCUGGGCAGCUCAUCAACAACUGGACAGUUGGAGCUGUGGACAACAUGGUGGAGGACAUGGAUGUGGAUCUAGACAAAGAGUUCCUUCAGGACCUUAAAGAUCUCAAAAUCUUAAUCACAGACAAAGAUCUUUUGGACCAGCACAAAAGUCUAGUGUGUGUAGCUCUUAGAGGAAAGACCAAAGUCUUCAAUGAGAUGGAAGCCAAUUUUAAGAAUCUCUCUAGAGGCCUUGUGAACAUUGCUGCCAAAUUAACGAACACAAAAGAUGUUCGCGAUUUCUUCAUUGAUCUUGUAGAAAAGUUUAUUGAGCCUUGCAGGUCGGAAAAAUGGACAUCAACAGACGUCAACCUCUACCUCACCCACUACACAAACUCUGCACACAUACUAGACAGUUUCAAGCACCAGACUGUCUGGACGAGGUAUAUGGGAGUUAUUAAAAGCUGCAUCCUCAGAAUGUAUCAUGAAUGAAGAAUAACAGUUCUUUGUUGUUCCUUUUUCUCCUCUUCACCCUUAAUCAAAACUGUUUUGGACUUAUCCCAACCCAGCUCGCAGUCUGACCCUGUCUUUCUUUUAAAUCCCCAUGUUCAUCAUUUUCCUCCUUUAAUCCUUACCCAAAUAUCUCCAACAGCUGGCCAACAAAUAUCUCCUGGACUCCCUCCUCCAACUUUCCCUUCCCUUUAUCCCCUGUUCAUUUCUUCACCCAUUGGCCACUGUUGAUCCAAGGAUUUGUAAAUAAACAGAGUAUUCUAUGGUUCCUCCCUA
This is a messenger RNA of Silurus meridionalis, 1774 nucleotides long. It is a transcript of the gene fibpa, whose product is annotated as fibroblast growth factor (acidic) intracellular binding protein a. The transcript is spliced from 10 exons. The record is from RefSeq and is a predicted model, not a curated record. Gene Ontology annotation, biological process: platelet aggregation. Gene Ontology annotation, cellular component: nucleus. The coding region runs from base 407 to 1480 and encodes 357 amino acids. Gene Ontology annotation, molecular function: fibroblast growth factor binding. Lineage: Eukaryota; Metazoa; Chordata; Actinopteri; Siluriformes; Siluridae.